Messenger RNA from Prunus armeniaca (apricot), 267 nucleotides. NCBI's taxonomy places the organism in Eukaryota, Viridiplantae, Streptophyta, Magnoliopsida, Rosales, Rosaceae. The record is from the annotation of a GenBank genome assembly.
AUGGUGAGGGACUGGAAAGAGUUGUUGGCAAGAAGAGGGCAUGGAGAUGGAGGUAGUGGGAGUGGGGAGAUUAGUUUAAGCAGCAGCAGCAGCAGUGCAGCUUUUGUGAUGCUGUUCUUGUGGGCAGCUUUCGUCACCUUUGCUGUUAUCUCAGCCAUCAUCUUCUCCUGUGCAGAUGGUGUUCCCAAAGACAAAGCCUCCUCCGCCACUGGUACCCACGGCGCUACGUGCGCCGCUGCAGGCUGCAGCGCAGGCUGCGGUGCUUGA